Toxoplasma gondii ME49 is the source of this 1248-nucleotide messenger RNA. RefSeq lists its product as hypothetical. The record is from RefSeq and is a predicted model, not a curated record. Gene Ontology annotation, molecular function: kinase activity. NCBI's taxonomy places the organism in Eukaryota, Apicomplexa, Conoidasida, Eucoccidiorida, Sarcocystidae. Bases 1 to 1248 code for a protein of 415 amino acids. The transcript has 8 exons.
AUGGCGGACAGGCAAAGAACAAAGGAACAGGAGGACAUCAGACAUUACUGCGAAACUCAGCAGCUUCCGCAGCUUUUGGCGCUGUUGCUGAAUCGUCUUGCUCAAAAGAAAGAUCCCCACCCGAAGCUUUUCGCCGUAAAGUAUUUUGCAGACCGCGUGUCGGACUCGGAUCUCGGCACAAUCGGAUUAUAUCGGUCAGCACCAACGGGUCAGAAUGCGUCGUGUCCAGCGACGGGGGCAAAAGACUUGGUAGAUGGAGACGAUGUUCGCUUUCAAAACCCGUACCAAGCAGAUAAGCGCUCAUGGAUGAGAAACAACAUUGCCCCUGACGCGUGGCUUCAGCUCGGUGAAGUGCGCACGUCCAAGGGCCUCUCAGCCCUGCAGUGUCUCUUGCCAAAUGAUGAGGACGACAGAGAUGGGAACGAGUUCUCGAUAGACGCCGAUUCUGGCAUCAUUGCGUUGAGCGUGGAGUGUUACGAGUCCUUUCACUUGCUGUUCUCUGAAUUCCUUCGGUUCUCCGAUGCCACUUUGAUGGCGAAAAGUAUCUUUGUGAUCCCUUCAUACCCCCUGGAUGCCAUGAACGAGCGCGUGCCGGCUGUUCUUCCUUCUCUGACGAUGCACUCAUCCCUUCGCAACUUGCUGCUCUGCUUCCAUCGCAACUUCGCAUCUUUCGCAUUUCCUCCUACCAUGACUCUCGCAGAAAGCAAUAAAGUGAUCGAUCGUGUACAAAAAGGCAUCAACAAAUGGCUCAUGACCAAAGUAAACAGUGGUUUUGGGCCUCCGGAUAUAGAGAUGUGCCGAGGCCCGGACCUCUUCCGCCGUCGUGGCCAACUGUUCAGAGCGCUACAAAGUGAGGGAGCGCUCCCAUCUCAAGGCACCUAUUUGGACGGCGUUAACCCUCACCGAGCCACAGCCCUGUGGCUGUCUCCCGACAAAAAGGUUAUAGUCCAGGUUAACUGGAGAAAUCAUCUGAGGAUUGAAGUGAAGAUAUCAAACCCCUUUGAUGCAAGCGAAAUCGUCCAAGGUUUCCAGAGUGCAUAUUCUCUACUGGAUUGCAUGAAGGAAAAAGAAGAAGAGCCGUUCGCAAAACACAAAGACUUCGGCUACCUCACCGUUGAUCCUCUCGAUUGUCGCCUUGGAUUCACGUCAGUAGUGGCAAAAUGUACUAAAUCCGACCAGCUGAGCAUAUGCAGCUGGGAGCAAGAGUCGACCCUUGGUGGAAGAAUCCACCAGUCUUACCAGUUGUAA